Camelina sativa (false flax) is the source of this 960-nucleotide messenger RNA. The record is from RefSeq and is a predicted model, not a curated record. NCBI's taxonomy places the organism in Eukaryota, Viridiplantae, Streptophyta, Magnoliopsida, Brassicales, Brassicaceae.
GGUCGACGCUUUUUCAACUCUGAGUCUGGUGUUGUGUUUAGGUAACAAAAUUCAGACGAUGGCUUCGAUUCCACAGAUCAUCCUGUGUACCAACAUCUCCAUACACGAUGGUUUCAACAAGGAACCCAGAAUUAGACUCCAGUCCAAAGGACGAAGCUUUGUUCCUUCUCUGCUUCAGAACAACAAGUUGGGAUUAAGAGUUUCCUUGAUUGAGCAUAGACAGAGACGGCGGCAAUUGAUGGGUCUGGAAAAUAUUGGAUUUUUAGCUAGUGAGAAAGCUCUUAGCCGGCAAAGACGGGAGGUUAAGGUUAGAUGUAACAAGGGUUUAGGGUUUAAUGGUGGAGAUAACAACGGAAACGGGAGGAUACUUGGGAAUCUUGCUUUGGCUAUUGGGUUGACAUAUCUCUCUAUGACUGGUCAGCUUGGUUGGAUUCUGGACGCUAUUGUCUCUGUUUGGCUGGUUGUGGUGAUUGUUCCAAUUUUGGGGUUGGGAGCUUUUCUGUGGUGGGCACAACGAGAUAUUGUUCAGAGCAAUUGUCCGAAUUGUGGAAACGAGUUUCAGAUAUUCAAGUCAGCGAUGGAUGAUGAAGUACAGCUUUGUCCUUUCUGCACUCAGCCAUUCUCGGUGGUGGAUGAUAAGUUUGUUAAGGAACCAGUGAAAUUCUCCAACCAAACUACUGCGUUUGGACAAGACCUAAAUGGGUUUUCUUCUGCACCUAAGAAAGGAAAGGGUUUCUCAACAGCGAUUGUAGACAUAGAAGCAGAAGUAACAGAUGCAGACUGACAAUGCGACCGGGAAGUUAUAGCGUAGGCAACAAACUUGUGCAGAGAGCUCGUUGUUUGGAUAUAGAAGUAAUAUAGAAAUACACAUCCAUAUGUAUAUUUAUAUGUCUAUGACAUUGUUAUCUCUUUUGUAUUUGAAUGAUUGUUUAAUGUUUAAAGUAGUAGUCUCCCGUGUAA